This is a messenger RNA of Fusarium coffeatum, 567 nucleotides long. RefSeq lists its product as uncharacterized. The transcript has 2 exons. Gene Ontology annotation, cellular component: TRAPP complex; nucleus; cytoplasm. Bases 1 to 567 code for a protein of 188 amino acids. Gene Ontology annotation, biological process: endoplasmic reticulum to Golgi vesicle-mediated transport. Lineage: Eukaryota; Fungi; Ascomycota; Sordariomycetes; Hypocreales; Nectriaceae. The record is from RefSeq and is a predicted model, not a curated record.
AUGUCCACCGCGAUACCCUCAAUCGCCUGUCUAGGCGUCAUUGGUAGAAACAACAACCCCCUCCACAUCUCCAUCUUCCCCUCGCUCGAUCCAGCGACAAACACAUUCGCCCCGAUCCGCACGCCUCUCCAAUUUUCGCUCCUUCUCUCUUCCACCAUCGAUGUAUUCGAUCUUCGCGCAAGAAACAAUGCGGUCUCGGGCGUAGGUCUCUCGGGCGACUUUGGUCUGCUACACGCCGUCGACGACCGCCUCGCCGCCUACGGCUUCGAGACCAAUACGGGCGUUCGCAUGGUUUGCGUCGUUGAUAUGCGCGGCCGUCGCGUUGAUGGCAACGCUCCGGCAGCUGCGAGUAGGGGUUCUGCUACAGGCCUGCGCGACGCUGAGCUCAAACCCGUCUUUCGCGCUAUGCAACACGCAUAUGUCAAGUUGCUACAGAACCCAUUUUAUGACCCGGAUGAGCAUGCGCCGUUAGGGGGAAGAGGGGGCAAAAAGAUUACAAGUCGUAAAUUCACUGAAGACAUGAAGAGAAUAGGCGAAGGCUGGACGCCAGGUGUGACGAGCCUCUGA